Molecule: messenger RNA, 4270 nt
Organism: Physeter macrocephalus (sperm whale)
Lineage: Eukaryota; Metazoa; Chordata; Mammalia; Artiodactyla; Physeteridae
Gene: PCSK6
Product: proprotein convertase subtilisin/kexin type 6
Exons: 22
Coding region: 297-3281 (994 amino acids)
Biological process (GO): peptide hormone processing
Cellular component (GO): cell surface; membrane
Molecular function (GO): serine-type endopeptidase activity
Source: RefSeq, a predicted model, not a curated record
CGGGCCCUCCCGGACGCCAGUGGAACGCGUGUCCCGAGGGCCCCCGAAGUCUGCGGGAAGUUCCAGGGGGGCGCUUCGCCCCGGGCGCGCGAAGGUCGGGUGCGGGCCGCCGAGCGCGGGCCAGGGCGCAGCCGGGCCGCGCGGGCGGGAACGCGCGGCGGCCGUCCCCUCCUCCCUCGCUCCCGCCCGCAGCGGCGGCGGCGGCGGCGCUUCCACGGCGCGGAGCGGCUUUAAAAGGCGGCACCCCACCCCCUGGCGCACUCGCCGCUCGGGCGCCGAGCGAGCCUGCCGUUGCCAUGCCUCCGCGCGCGCCGCCCGGGCCCCGGCCGCCGCCCCGGGCCCCCGCCGCCGGCGGGGACGAGGACACCGACACGGACACGGGGGGCGCCGGCGGGCCCGGGCUUCGGCCGCUCGCGCCGCGCCCCUGGCGCUGGCUGCUGCUGCUCGCGCUGCCCGCCGCCUGCUCCGCGCCGCCGCCGCCGCGCCCCGUCUACACCAACCACUGGGCGGUGCAAGUGCUGGGCGGCCCGGCCGCGGCGGACCGCGUGGCCGCGGCGCACGGCUACCUCAACUUGGGCCAGAUCGGAAACCUGGAAGAUUACUACCACUUUUAUCAUAGCAAAACCUUUAAAAGAUCAGCCUUGAGUAGCAGAGGCCCUCACACCUUCCUCAGGAUGGACCCCCAGGUGAAAUGGCUCCAACAACAAGAAGUUAAACGCAGGGUGAAGAGACAGGUGCGAAGUGACCCUCAGGCCCUUUACUUCAACGACCCCAUUUGGUCCAACAUGUGGUAUAUGCAUUGUGGCGACAAGAACAGUCGCUGCCGAUCAGAAAUGAAUGUCCAGGCGGCGUGGAAGCGGGGCUACACGGGAAAAAACGUGGUGGUCACCAUCCUGGAUGAUGGCAUAGAGCGGAAUCACCCCGACCUGGCCCCAAACUAUGAUUCCUAUGCGAGCUAUGACGUCAACGGAAACGAUUACGACCCGUCUCCGCGAUAUGAUGCCAGCAAUGAGAAUAAACACGGUACUCGCUGUGCGGGAGAGGUCGCCGCUUCAGCCAACAACUCUUACUGCAUCGUGGGCAUCGCGUACAAUGCAAAAAUCGGAGGCAUCCGCAUGCUGGACGGAGACGUGACCGACGUGGUGGAGGCCAAGUCCCUGGGCAUCAGACCCAACUACAUCGACAUUUACAGCGCGAGCUGGGGGCCGGAUGACGACGGGAAGACGGUGGACGGGCCCGGCCGACUGGCCAGACAGGCCUUCGAGUACGGCAUUAAAAAGGGCCGGCAGGGCCUGGGCUCCAUUUUCGUCUGGGCGUCGGGUAACGGCGGCCGAGAGGGGGACCACUGCUCCUGCGACGGCUACACCAACAGCAUCUACACCAUCUCCGUGAGCAGCACCACCGAGAAUGGCUACAAGCCCUGGUACCUAGAGGAGUGUGCGUCCACCCUGGCCACCACCUACAGCAGCGGGGCCUUCUACGAGCGCAAAAUCGUGACCACGGAUCUGCGUCAGCGCUGCACCGAUGGCCACACUGGGACCUCAGUUUCGGCCCCCAUGGUGGCCGGCAUCAUCGCCUUGGCACUGGAAGCAAACAGCCAGCUGACCUGGAGGGACGUCCAGCACCUGCUGGUGAAGACGUCCAGGCCGGCCCACCUCAAAGCAAAUGACUGGAAGGUGAACGGUGCUGGUCAUAAAGUUAGCCACCUCUAUGGAUUUGGCUUGGUAGACGCGGACGCCCUCGUCAUGGAGGCCAAGAAGUGGACUGCGGUGCCCCUGCAGCACAGCUGUGUCGCUGUCACAGACAAGAGGCCCAGGAGCAUCCCCGUGGUGCAGACGCUGAGGACCAGCGCCCUGACCACCGCCUGUGCCGACCACUCAGACCAGCGUGUGGGCUACCUGGAGCACGUGGUGGCCCGCAUCACCAUCUCCCACCCACGCCGAGGAGACCUGCAGAUCCACUUGAUUUCUCCCUCAGGGACCAAGUCUCAGCUUUUGGCAAAGAGGUUGCUGGAUCAUUCCAACGAAGGCUUUACAAACUGGGAGUUCAUGACUGUGCACUGUUGGGGAGAGAAGGCCGAGGGGGAAUGGACCCUGGAAAUCCAGGACAUGCCAUCCCAGGUCCGCAACCCAGAGAAACAAGGGAAGUUGAAAGAGUGGAGCCUCAUCCUGUACGGCACGGCCCAGCACCCCUAUACCACCUUCAGCGCCCAUCAGUCUCGCUCCCGGAUGCUGGAGCUCUCGGCCCCAGAGCCAGAGCCACCCAUGGCCGCCCUGUCGCCGUCCCAGGCCGAGGUUCCCGAGGACGAAGAGGACUACACAGCUCCUCCCUCCCAUGGCUCUCCUAAUAUUUUACAGACCAGUGUGUGCCAUCCGGAGUGUGGUGACAAAGGCUGUGAUGGCCCUAAUGCAGACCAGUGCUUGAACUGUGUCCACUUCAGCCUGGGGAGCGUCAAGACCAUCAGGAAGUGCGUGAGCGUGUGCCCCUUGGGCUACUUUGGGGACAUGGCAUCCCGCCGCUGCCGCCGCUGCCACAAGGGGUGCGAGACCUGCUCGGGCCGGGGCCCCACCCAGUGCCUGUCUUGCCGCCGUGGGUUCUACCACCAUCAGGAGGUGAACACCUGUGUGACCUUCUGUCCCGCCGGAUUUUAUGCUGAUGAAAAUCAGAAAAACUGCCUUAAAUGCCACCCAAGCUGUAAAAAGUGCAUGGAUGAACCAGAGAAAUGUACUGUUUGUAAAGAAGGAUUCAGCCUUGCACGGGGCAGCUGCAUUCCAGACUGUGAGCCAGGCACCUACUUUGACUCUGAGCUGAUCAGGUGCGGGGAAUGCCAUCCCACCUGCCAGACCUGCGUGGGGCCCAGCAGAGAAGAAUGUAUUCACUGUGCCCCAAACUUCCACUUCCAAGACUGGAAAUGUGUGCCAGCCUGUGGCGAGGGCUUCUACCCAGAGGAGAUGCCGGGCUUGCCCCACAAAGUGUGCCGAAGGUGUGACGAGAGCUGCUUGAGCUGUGAAGGCUCCAGCAGGAACUGCAGCCGGUGUAAGACAGGCUUCACACAGCUGGGAACCUCGUGCAUCACCAACCACACGUGCAGCAAUGGAGCGAGGUCCUUCCGCGGCAUCUCUGGGCACCCAGGCCAGGUGGGUGAGGGCUUCGAGGAGGUGUCGGCGAUGUCCUCUCACACCCUGCUUGCUGGCUCCAUUCUUCUGGCUAACUCACAACGGGAACAGAACGAAUUCCAGGGAUCCACAGCUCCGGCUUCAGAGCAGCUUCUGGGACCAUAAGUUUACUGAAUCUUCGAGACCAAAGCAGAAAGGCAGGAUGCUUGGUGCAUUGCUCUUCUCCCUGUGCUUUUGGGCAGCCCGCAGAGCCGUGGGCUGUGCCCCUGCGUGAUGGAGGGCUGAGGGGCAUACCUGCUCAUCUGCCUGCCACAGUCUGGGGGACGGUUUGGUCAGACUGUAAAUAAAACAGAUUUCGGGGCUUCAAACGUGUGACCGCUGGGGAUGGAGCAUCUAUCUCUACAUAAUCAGCGACUUCUGAAACUGCAGCCAUGGCUUAGAAAGUCAAAUCCCAAACAGAUGGGUUGGAGGGACCCUCCUUCCUCUGCCGCCCUUUCCUCUGAGGGAGCUGAAGGUCCCUGGUCUCUGCAUCCUGUCUGUGUCUCUGGGAGUCUCAUGGCCCAGAUAAACGGUCACCUCUGCCUAACACAGAAGGUCCCCAGGAGGCAUCCCGGGGGCUGGCCAAAAGGUGCCCCAACGACCAAGCAAUUCUUCCUACCAAAAUGUAAACCCAGCCUGUGAACUGUUAAUUGUCUGUCGUGUCCCAUUUUGUGGAAUUGCUUUGAAAAUACAUUGGCCCUGCUUUUCAGGAGACUUGUUCUUAAGGUGGGCGCCCCUGUGUCUGUGUGUGCUAUGAGCCUAACGACACGGUUGGAUUUAUUUUUGCCAAACCUGUGUGGGUAUUUUAUAAGCUACGUGUUCUAAUUUUUACCGAUGUUAAUUAUUUUGACAAAUAUUUCAUAUAUUUUCAUUGAUAUGCACAGAUCUGCUUGAUCAAGUCCCUUUAAUAUGGGAGUAACAUUUGCCUUAAAUUUUUUCGAGCUCGUUCUCCAUUUUGUCCUGCUCCCCUCUUUGACUGUAACACAUUUGACGAGUCCCCUGUCAGCUGGCGGGGGAGCCCAGCUGUUGUUUGUUGAAUCCACAACUCCGAAAAUGAAAUCCACCAAGCAAAUACAGUGUUAACCCUAAAUUAAUAAAAGAGUUAACAUUUCAUG